AUGAUGAUUCAUAUAGAUACAGAAGUAGCAAGAAUCAAAUCAUCAAUAAUGCAAUUUAUUAACGAGGAAGCCGAAAGGAAUAAGGAAGCAGGCCCGAAUGAAAAGAAGUUGGUGUACGGCGAAACCUGGUAUGUGUAUGAACAAGGAACAGGGCAGAGGGAAGGUAGUGGUGAUGUGACGGCACCGAGAGGGAAGCACGGCGGCGCGGUGGUGGAGCAGAGGCAGUGGCGGAUGGGGUUGAAUGGUGGAGGGUUGGGUGGGGACAGUAGAGAAGAGGGGGUGAGGGUUGUGGUGGUGGCCGGCGGAGGUGGACCGUGGCGGUCUGAGGCUAGCCGCGAUGGGGAGGGCAGUGGCGGAGGGGAGGGAAAAGAAGAAGGGAAGAAGGAAGAGAGGGGGAAGUGUGGCGGUUGUGGCGUGGUGGUCUGGGCGGCUGGGGGUGGUUGUUGA
Arachis stenosperma is the source of this 447-nucleotide messenger RNA. RefSeq lists its product as uncharacterized. The record is from RefSeq and is a predicted model, not a curated record. Bases 1 to 447 code for a protein of 148 amino acids. NCBI's taxonomy places the organism in Eukaryota, Viridiplantae, Streptophyta, Magnoliopsida, Fabales, Fabaceae. The transcript has 2 exons.